AGUCAGCUGUUGGGUCCUCGUCGUCACCAGUAGUCACAGUCGAGUGCCGGCUGCUAAGAUGGUGGCGGAGAGGAUGCUGCUGUGGAUUGUCGCCGCGCUGCAGGCGGUAUCCACAUAUGGAACAGAGAUAUCGUCGGAAGCAUGCAGGGAUCUUGGCUUCUCCAGUAAUCUGUUGUGCAGCUCCUGUGACCUACUUGGACAGUUUGGUCUGAAUGGGCUUGAUCCAUUCUGUAGACAGUGUUGCCAGGAAGAAGCACAUUUGGAAUCGAGAAAGAUGUAUGCUGGAGCUAUUCUAGAGGUCUGUGGAUGAAAGUUGGGGAGGUUCCCACAAGUCCAAGCUUUUGUCAGGAGUGACAAGCCCAAGCUUUUCAAGGGCCUGCAAAUCAAGUAUGUGCGUGGCUCUGAUCCUGUACUGAAGCUGUUGGAUGACAAUGGGAACAUCUCUGAAGAACUCAGCAUUACCAAGUGGAAUACAGACAGUGUGGAAGAAUUCCUAGGCGAAAAGUUGCACCGUUUAUAAUCUAUUAUACAUAUCGCAAUCCUGUUCUUUAUCCAAUGCAGACUCCUUCCAUAAUCAGGUUUAAUUAUUUCAUAUUUGAACACAGAAUAUUUAUAUUAUAAUCCUGUGAUGCCACCAGUGGCUCUGCUCUGGGUAUAAGCUCUCGAUUCACAGAUACCUUUUUCUUGUGGAAAUGCAGCCUGAGCAGACUUGGCAGACACCUUUACUCUAUGUGAUAAUAUAUUCCCUCUUUUAAAUUACAGGAAUAUUGGAAGUUCAUUAGCUUUUAUAGUGACCUCAUAUUAUUGAAUAAAUUGCAAGUGUUUCUAAUGAUGCUAUGUCAAGUAUAUGCAUCUAUGUACAGGAACGUGUAUCGAUGAAACUUAUUAUAUAUGUCCAUUGGAUAUACUAGCAUUUCUUGAUUAGAGGUUGUUGGUCUGCUUCUAUCCAGCUGUUGGGGGCCCAUAUCCUGGGAUUUGUAGAUCCACAGCUUGUCCACGCCUGGUCUAAAUGUUCCUGAAAACUUAAGUAGCCAUUUCCUUGAGUCUUGUAACCCAUACAGUGUAAAUAAAAUUAAUUCUUAAGAAUGAGAAGCAUUGACGUACCCCAUUGUUGGACAUCGAAGUGCUAGACAUGUAAAUCACCUUUCAGAUACAAUGCGCCUCUUGUAAUUCUGCAGUACCACAAAAUGACUAUGAGCCAGUUUGAAAAUGAGGCAUUCCCAAAUUCCGUUUGAGAGUCUGAAUCACUGAGAUUAUAACGCCUUCUUUUUUUACUGCCCUUUUCAGUAAUAAAAUGUGCAAUCAACUAGGCACAUUAUAAUGGAUAGGGUGGCAUUGAUUAAAUAUCAUAAGGUCACUUUACCAGAAUAAUAAAAAAAAAAAUGCACAUUUGUAAUCCUUUAGCAAUUGGCACUCUUUUGAUGGAUGUCACAAUGUCCUUUAGUGCCCUUCUUUUUGUUAUAUUUCAAAUGCAUUUUGUAUCUCUGUCUUUUUUUUUUUUUCCUCAAGGUUUUUAUUUACAGCAUCUAGCAGAAUCGGAUGCUGAAAGGAUGUGUUGUUUUGUGAUGAUGAAAGGACUCCGUUCACUGCACUAGAUAUGACACAUUAGGGUCAUGCACUUUAGUGAAGACUACACAGAAAACCUUCAUAAGGCUUGUGGAAUGUCUGAUGUGCCGUGUGCUGUACCCCAAUGUCUCUCUACUGCUUUAAAUAGGAGUUGAAUGAACUGGCUUGUUGAAGAAAGAUCUGUUUAAAUACAAAAAUAAAGACUUUUUCAAAUAUUAUAA
This is a messenger RNA of Pseudophryne corroboree (corroboree frog), 1787 nucleotides long. RefSeq names its product selenoprotein F (gene SELENOF). Lineage: Eukaryota; Metazoa; Chordata; Amphibia; Anura; Myobatrachidae. Gene Ontology annotation, cellular component: endoplasmic reticulum lumen. The record is from RefSeq and is a predicted model, not a curated record. Gene Ontology annotation, molecular function: oxidoreductase activity. The transcript is spliced from 5 exons.